GAAAAGGAAAGAAGUGCGUCGUGUCAAUAUCAAUGCUGACCAGAUUCGUUGCUUAGGUUGGUAAAUCGAGAGUUCGCCCUGCUACAUAGCCGAUGUUAUGUUAUGUUAUGAUAUCAUCGUGAGGACAGUAAGAGGGUUGGGCCUCUUAGCUUGAGUCCGUAUCUGUUUAGUUUCCACCACUCGUUUCCUUUGUGGAUAGGAAUAUCAAAAACCACUCCCAUGUUUUCUUCGAUAAGUUCCAGCAAUGGCCGAAGCGAUUGUUGAAUUCGACUACAAAUCAGACCAACCGGACGAAUUGACUAUUAAAAAGGGAGACAUUAUUACUGACAUCAGCUUCGUAUCCGAAGGAUGGUGGGAAGGCACUCUGACCAGACUUAACAAAAGAGGCAUGUUUCCCGAUAAUUUUGUCAAGUUAGUCAGUGAUCCCGACGGGAAAGCUUCAUCUCACCAGUCUUCGACAGGCCGGAAAUGCCAAGUGCUAUUUAAUUACAAGCCAGCGAAUGAGGAUGAAUUAGAACUCCAGAUUGGAGACAUGAUAGAUAUCCUUUCUGAAGUUGAAGAAGGAUGGUGGAGAGGAAAGUUAAAAAAUCGGGUUGGUGUGUUUCCUUCCAACUUUGUAGCUGAAAUAACUGAAAAAAAUACUAGAGAAGCUUCCCAGCGAAAACAUAAAACAAGUCAAGACGAAACAUUCAAAUCUUCCACUGUUCUCACGCAAGAACAUACAAGUUCGACAAAUACGCACAGUUUGUCUACUUCAAAAAUAGCAAGCACUAGUGUUCAGUUGACACCUGAACUACCAGUUCUUCCACCGAAACCAGUAAAAGAACUUUGCAAAGCAAUAUUCAAUUACGAGGCUCAGAAUUCAGAUGAGCUGACGCUCCAAGAGGGUGAUGUAAUCACCUUAAUAACAAAAGAAGGUCAAGAUCCUGGAUGGUGGAAAGGUGAACUGAAAGGCAAAAUUGGUUUUUUUCCAGAUAAUUUUGUCCACAUCAUUACACCUUCUGAAGAUGUUGCCAAACCAGACCGACCUUCCAAAGUUGUCUCAACUUCAGGAAAAGCAAUAAGCAAAUCGGCAACAGCUUCUUCUAUGAGUUCUAUAACUUCAAUAAGCAGAAAAUUUAGUGAUACUGCAAAGUCAGAUAUAAUGAAACUAGAUGAAAAGCUCAACCACCCUUCAGUUAGUAAAAAGCCCGUUUUGCCUCCUCCACCGGUAAAGAAACCACAUCGAAGUUCCAGUGAUCUCGCCAAAUCUCCCACCGCUCCUAAUUUGUUGUCAUCUAAAGUAAUGGACAUCAGUCCAACUUCACAAGGAGCUGCGAGCAGAACUGGAUCUAUGUCGUUGAUCACAAAACAGACAAAUUCAGAGACAGCUACGAACAGUAGCAAUAUGAGUAAAUGGUCAAGCAUGACUGAGACGACAAAUGACAAUACUGAUGGAGCACUCUGGAGCAAGCAGGGUUCAUAUACAAUCAAAACUGAAAAUAAUGUUGUUAGCGUAAACAGUGGAAGCAAUGAGCCUGAUCUGGAUAUGGUUAGUAGAGCAGCCAUGCUAACUCAUCCAACAGCAUCACGGGUGAAAGCACCAAAACGCCGUCCACCUUCUGCUAUUAUAAAAGAUGAAAUGAAAAAUGGAGAGGAAGAAGAAGAGUUAGCUGUAUUAUCAACUACAAACUCAACAACUGUUACAUCCACAACAAUAUCACAUACUUCCACUGUGAUAUCUUCGUUGUCAUCUUCAUCAUCAACAAACAUGAGAACCAGCACAAUGUUAGUGAACGGUGAUUCCGACUCACACGCUGAGAAACCCAUUAAAGCACCUUGGGUUAAAGAACUGGAGUUCAAUCAGGCUAAAAAGUCUUUGCAAUCUGGGAAGACCAGGGUUAUGAUUGGUGGUGACAGUGCAGUAGCGACUUCUUCAACUACCGUGGCGCCUGCAGUAAAUAGUAGUCCGACAGCAGUGAGUCCAGAAAGCAAACCGUUAGGAGUAACGUUAAGGUCGAACCAAGGAACAGGUAGCAACGUACCAAGGCCACAGUCAUUAAUCGGAUCCUUGCGAUCGACUCUUAGUGGAAACUCAAAUUCUGGGGAUUCAAAUGCUACAGUAUCUAUCAAGCAGUUCAACGAACUUCAGGAAAAGAUUACGAAAAUGGAGCUACAUUUUGAGUCGCACAUAAACACACUUACAAGGACUGUUAAAGAACUCACUAGUAAAUUGGAAGAAGAGCGAGUGAGGAGGGUUGUUAUGCAGCACGAGCUUGAAAAGCUCACUGGCCUUGUCACUCAAGUCUAGUAAGUUUUAUGAUUAGAAAUUUUGAAAAGAAGACCAAUAAUUUGUAUAUAACAGUGUUACAAAAACACUAAUGAAAUUUUAAUAUAAGACAAAUGUUAGAGAAAGAGAAAAAAAAGAUAUACAUUUUUUUUAGUCUUUCAUUUGGGAUAAUGUAUAUAAUUUGUACUUAAUUUUUUUUUAAACCAAUAUAGUCGGACAUAAUUAAUUUGUUUAAAAUAUAAGUUUUAUGUAACAGUGGGAAAUCUAUUUUGUGAUUGCAAAAGAAAAUGAUGCUUUUAAUUUUAUUUUAAUAUAGCAUUAAUUACAAUAUUAUUCCGUACAGAUAGUACUACCAGACUGCUUUCUAUAUUAAUAUUCUAAACGCCCGCCUUUUAUUAUUGAUAAUUUUAACCUGUAAUAGAUUAUUAGAUGUGAAUACAAAAUUAUUAAAUGUGCUGAAAUUUAUUAUUUCUUAUUUGAUUAUAAUAGCUUUUUGAGUCUUCCAAUAUACAAAAUUUGCUCAAAUUGAUUUCAGCAUGAAAUAUUUACGUUUCUUUUUACAUUCUUUUUUUUUGCUAGUCUGUUUAAUUUAAAACAAACAAAAAAAGGCUUAUAAAGUGUGAAGUCGAAGUUUUGACUUUUCAAACAAAUUGUUGCAAAUAUUAAUUUUUUUACUACAAACCGGUCUCAGCAGAGGAUUGAACGCCAUAAGGAUCUUAAUUAAACAAUCAGACCAUUCAUGAUUGCAGUAACAGGCAGGAUUUAUUGUCCCAGGAUUAUGGUCGAAGUGCGCCAAGAGCAUUUGCAGCACAAGAUAUCCAACCCCUACUCUUUCCAAUCUAUCUGCAGCGACAGAUAACUCCAAAACAUUCCCGAUUGUGACAGUAGGACUGUCAACAAUCACUACGUAAACCACUUCUCCUGUUGGCAUACCUAUAUAGCUGUCCCAUGAUCCUAUAGCAAUAUCAAAGAUAAAUGAUCCCGUCUGCACCAAUCCGUGCAAGCCCUCGCCAAUAGCAACCACCAUGGCUACCUCUCCCAAUCAGAAAAGCACUGCCUUCAAGAGAUCCUUCUGCUGCUAUAGAUGCAUCAACCAUCACGGCAGAUUAUGUAUUAUGUGCGAUGACCUUUAUGUGCCACAUGUAAUUUUUAAGCAUAAUUUAUUUGUUAUUCUAGUAAUUUGCUUAAAUUCAUUAUUGCCUUGAUUUUUUUUAUAGUUUUUAUAAGACUAGUAGUGUUUUUAAUAGAAUUUUUUGAAACUUAAUAUAUUUUUAUAUAUAAUUAAUAGAAAUAAAAUAGACGUUUAUGAGCCCGAAUCCAAUUCCACGUGUUGUAAUUGUGGUUGUAAUCGCCUGUAGCGUCCGGUCUUGUUCAAGUUUUGCAAGCGCGUCCUCAACGGACUUUUCUCCUACGUAUAGAUCUUUAACUAUACUUGCUUGCAUGUCUCGCAUAUAUUGACGGCCUUUGUCAAUGCGAAACGUUUCCUUCCUGUCAGUGUUAUACUUUGCGCGGCUAUGACUGCCACGACCUCUAGGACCUGUUCUAGCUGCUCGCUGAGGUACAGCAACCUCAACUUCAGCGGUAGGAUUAUGUCUAAAAGCGUUGGUGUUAUGCAUUUUAGACGAGUUUGGGGCUGAUAUCAGUAACCACCUAAAAUCGCUAAAAUAUAUUUUUAUAAGCAUACAAUAUUAUGUAUACAGUACCAUUUCAUAUUUGGGGGUAAUAAUUAACAUUAAAAAACCAUUUAUAUGAAGUAUAUCCAUGACAUGGUGCUGAAAAUAUAAAAAAAUUUAUAUCCCAUCCAGUUUUAUAAAAUUAGCGACAACUAAGAACUAAAACCAAUCCGCGUUGUCCAUUUAUUGUCUUUUUCAAACGGGUCUUGAUUUGUUUCGUUUGUUUUACAGUUUUAUUAAAUGACAAAUACUGUCAAAUUUGAAACUGUAGAUUCUCAGGGAAGAUCAGGAAUCAAUUUUAACGUAACGAUAGUGUUCAUGUGAGUGGAUUUUUCAGUUUGAAAUAGAUUAUUGCACAGUAUAUACAUAUCUUGCUGGUGUCACAAGCUAAAAAAAAAAAUUGUAGUAUUGUUACAUUUGGGUCAUAGUGGAACCAGUUUCAACAACUUAGUUAGUCGUUUUGCAUUUUUAAAACACUGCUUUUAUAUGAAUGGUUUAUUUUUUUAAAUUUUAUUUUAGUUUCUUUUUCUCUUAACUCACGUUGUAUUUUUCUAAUUAUAUUACUAGACUACUUAAAUAAUAUUAAUAAUCGUAAGAUUGGAAAACAUACAACGUCUAUUAUUUACGCUUGCAUCUUCAAUAUUUUAACAUUUGCCUGCAUCUUUAAAAGACAUAUUUAUAAUUAUAUUUUUUAACAAUGCUUAAAUAGUAUAACAAAACCAUUAAGCAGCAAAUUAAUCAAAUUCAUGAAAAUCAAAGUUUUGUUUAAAUUUUUAUUCUUUUAUAGUGCUAUGUACAUUAAAGCAAUAU
Molecule: messenger RNA, 4752 nt
Organism: Cimex lectularius (bed bug)
Lineage: Eukaryota; Metazoa; Arthropoda; Insecta; Hemiptera; Cimicidae
Gene: cindr
Product: SH3 domain-containing kinase-binding protein 1
Exons: 14
Coding region: 245-2290 (681 amino acids)
Molecular function (GO): protein binding
Source: RefSeq, a predicted model, not a curated record